Molecule: messenger RNA, 767 nt
Organism: Coregonus clupeaformis (lake whitefish)
Lineage: Eukaryota; Metazoa; Chordata; Actinopteri; Salmoniformes; Salmonidae
Gene: ucmab
Product: upper zone of growth plate and cartilage matrix associated b
Exons: 5
Coding region: 20-439 (139 amino acids)
Biological process (GO): regulation of osteoblast differentiation; embryonic skeletal system development
Cellular component (GO): extracellular matrix
Source: RefSeq, a predicted model, not a curated record
CUCAGACACAGCUCUCAAGAUGUCCUGGACGCAUACAACCUUCCUUGCGCUUGUCGCUGUGCUCCUGUCACUGUCCUUGUCUCAGGAGGUAGACAGUGCAGCUGUCCCCGAUGAUAAGGGCAUUACCAAGGCAACCGACCCGAGAGGUCCACUGAGGGAGAUCUUCAUGCCCGAGGCCGAUGCAGCAAACUUCUUCAGACGCCGCAGCAGAAGAGCUGCGAAGUCUCAGGACGAAAUCGACGCUGAACAGAGGCAGGUGCUGGCUGCAGAUGAGCGGAAGAGAGAGAACCAUGAGGAACAGAGGAAUAAGUUUGAGAACUACGCUGAGGAGGAGCAAGACGAGCAAGACGAGAGGACACGGGAGAGCACCGAGCAGUGGCGAGAGUUCCACUAUGACGGCCUGCAUCCCCCCCAGGAGUACAACCGCCAAUCUACCUGAGAGACAUCACCGCCCUCCUGGAGAACAGUGGUAUUACAGCAGGCAGGACACAGAGGGCCCGCCCCCUACUAUAGACACACCUCUACCUGUAAAAUUCGACUUUUUAUCAUCUCAUGUACACUUUCAUAAAUACAUUGGAAAGACUUUAGGUAGAAGGUGAUCUCUUUUAUAUCUGUCUUAUAAAUAAGCGUUUUAAAGAAACAAAUUAAUGUUAUUCUUCUGUGCUGGUUUGAAAGUUUGCAUGUGUGUUGCAUUUUCGCAUGCUGUGUGACUAUACAAUGAUGUAGAUUUGAACAUAUACUGUACCAGUCAAAAGUUUGGACACACG